Molecule: messenger RNA, 4886 nt
Organism: Monopterus albus (swamp eel)
Lineage: Eukaryota; Metazoa; Chordata; Actinopteri; Synbranchiformes; Synbranchidae
Product: matrix metalloproteinase-17
Exons: 10
Coding region: 332-2122 (596 amino acids)
Biological process (GO): extracellular matrix organization; collagen catabolic process; proteolysis
Cellular component (GO): extracellular matrix
Molecular function (GO): zinc ion binding; metalloendopeptidase activity
Source: RefSeq, a predicted model, not a curated record
UCAUUCCAGUGCCAGAGACGCGACGGCCGAGAGGCGCACGGUUCCUGCUCCAAGGAUUACCUCGGAUGGAUUUAAUCUAACACAAAACUACGCAGUUUGUCUCUGAAUCAGUCCACUUGCGUGUAAAUUAUACAUGCAGUUUUGCGGGAUAUGAACUGCUCUAGUGGUCUAAAUGUUUUUACCAGCUCCGGUUUUAAUGUGUUUUAUGUGUUUGCGCUCAACAGUGAGGUAGACUUACAGGAGUGCUGGCGUUUCAUUUAACCUAUGAAUGUGGUGGUCGGGGUCGGGGUCGGUUUCUGAGCCCUGCAGGAUCAGCCUGUCAUAGGGCAUCAUGACUUCUCUGGUUUUUCUUAACUGGAUGAGGAAUAUUUCUCCGGAGAUGCUGCUGUUGGUGCCCAUACUGUGGUGUUUACCCCUGACCGGAGCGGCUCCCUCUCAGACUGCCGAGCAGCUGGACAUGGGGGUGGACUGGUUGAGCAAGUUUGGCUACCUCCCACCCCCUGACCCAGUGACUGGUCAGCUUCAGACCAAGGAGGCUUUGACCAAGGCCAUCAAAGCCAUGCAGAAGUUUGGAGGGCUGAAGGAAACCGGAGUCUUCGACCAAGCCACACUGGGUUUAAUGAAAACACCCAGAUGUUCUCUGCCAGAUGUGUCUGAGGCUGAGGGGACAAUGGGCCGCAGGAAACGAAGCUUGAACCCUCAGAGCAAAUGGAAUAAGAGGCAUCUGUCCUGGAGAGUGAGGACGUUCCCUAAGGAUUCAGCCUUACUGGGCAGGGACACUGUUCGAGCACUGAUGUACUACGCCUUGAAGGUCUGGAGUGACAUUGCGCCACUUAACUUCCACGAGGUGGCCGGAAGUGAUGCAGACAUUCAAAUCGACUUCACAAAGGCCGACCACAAUGAUGGCUAUCCUUUUGACGGACCGGGGGGCACUGUGGCGCACGCAUUUUUCCCCGGAGAGAGGUUCACAGCUGGGGAUACACACUUUGAUGAUGACGAGGCCUGGACCUUCAGAUCACCAGACUCACAUGGGAUGGAUCUGUUUGCGGUCGCAGUUCAUGAGUUCGGUCAUGCCAUCGGGCUGGUUCACACCUCAGCCAUCGAGUCCAUCAUGAGACCAUACUACCAGGGUCCUGUAGGAGACCCUCUGAAGUACGACCUACCCUAUGAAGACAAGGUCCGCGUCUGGCAGCUCUACGGUGUCAGAGACUCGGUGUCCCACACCAAUCGACCAGGCAACCCCUCCCCGACAGCUGAACCUCCUGUCCUGCUGGACCUUCCUGAAAACAGAUCAACUCUCCUGCUGGCACGAGAUGCCCCAGACAGAUGCACCAGUCACUUUGAUGCUGUGGCCCAAAUACGAGGGGAGGCCUUCUUUUUCAAAGGUAAGUACUUCUGGAGACUAACUCGAGAGAAACACCUGGUAUCUCUUCGUCCGGCUCAGAUUCAUCGUUUCUGGAGAGGCCUUCCACCCAAUCUGGACAGUGUGGAUGCUGUGUAUGAGAGACCCGGGGAUCAUAAAAUAGUCUUUUUUAAAGGUCUAAAGUACUGGGUAUUUAAAGACAAUAACGUUGAAGAAGGUUACCCUCGUCCAAUCAGUGACUUUGGCCUGCCUUUGGAAGGAGUGGAUGCAGCCUUUGUUUGGCUACACAAUGACAAAACCUACUUCUUCAAGGACAACCGCUACUGGCGCUAUGAUGACCACCUGAGACGUAUGGACUUGGGCUACCCUAAAGACAGUGCGCUUUGGAAGGGGCUGCCACCACACCUAGAUGAUGCCAUGAGGUGGUCUGAUGGCUCGUCCUAUUUCUUUAAGGAGAAGGAGUACUGGCGAGUGCCAGGCAGUGACAUGGAGGUGGAGGCAGGGUACCCUCGCCUCAUCGCAAAAGACUGGCUACUGUGUUCCGAAAUGCAGUCGGACUCUCCAGACACUGAGCCCAAAAGCACAGAGACAAGAAUCAAUGUGCAUCAUCGCCCAGACCAUGCAGAGAAUGGAUACGAGGUGUGCUCCUGUACCUCUGACACCGCCUCACCUUUAGGCACUCGCCCCACCCCAUCUCCCAUCUGGCUGCUGCCACCUCUCUGGACACUGUCUCUGGCCCUCUGCACUGAACUGUCAUGAUGCCAAAGCAAAGGGCAAUGUUUUUAAACUGGGUGCAAAAGAGAGACUCAUUAGUGGAAGGCCAGUGGACACCGAACUGGAAAAUGUAGUUCAUAUAAAUAAAAAUUGCUAUGUUUUGCUAUUAAUUUGCUGUUAUUUAUUUCACAUGCCAUUUUAUGGUUAUCUUAAUUGCCUUGCAGUAUGGGUAGUGCAUAUUAUUAUUAUCAUAUUAUUAUACUAGGGUUUACCUAGUAGCUGUCAAUCCAAUGCAUUUACAGUGACAAUGCUAGUACUGUUCUUUACAGAUUGAAUUACAAAUGCGAUCCACGAUCUCUAUUUUUUAGCUUUUUCUUGAAUGACUAAACUGUCUAUGUAAGAAAAGCUAACUGACAUGUGAGGCUGAUCAAAAAAAAAUUCAACAGCACAAAUGAGGAUUAUUGUUUUCAUGUAUAAGAAGUUUACAUUAAUAAUGAAUGGCAUGCUGGGAUGUGCUCAUAUACUCAUUCACCAUAAAGGCAUAGUUUAACAUUUUUGGGAAAAUUCUUUCUUGCUGAAAGUUUGACGCGCUCAUGUUUGUGCACCAAAUACAAAGCGACAGCUGUUUAGUUUAGUUUAGCAUGAAGACAGGAAACAAGGGGAAACAGUUAGCCUUGGCUUGUCUGAAGUUACAUUAACAGCAAAGUCCACCUACCAGCAUUUGUAAAGCUCACUAAUUACCUCUGCCAAGAAGGUUAUUUUUUACUGCUGUUCUCUGGUUGGUUCACAGCAUAACUCAAAAAGUAAUCAAUGGAUUUUAAUGAAAUGUUUGGAGUGGUAAAGUAUGGCUCACUGAACAAUCCAUUACAGCAUUGUGGUGCUCCAGAUCAUUAUUCCAGUCUAGAAAUUCUUUUUUAAACUGCAUUAUGGGGGAACUGACCUGCCUUGGCGGAGGUUUGCACUCUCUGAGUGCUGUAUAGUAAUCAUGUUUUUACUUGUUUGUUUAAUCCAUGCAUAAACUGGAGCUGUGGUAUUGCCAAAAUUAGGAGCAUCUUGUCUCAAAGUGAUGCUGAAAAACUACAGUAGUUACUUUAUUUUGUUUGUUACUUCUAGGUUGGACUAUUGUAAUUCUUUACUAUCAGGAUGUCCCAGUAACUCCCUAAAAAGCCUCCAAAAUCCUGCAGUGAGAAUCCUGACAGGAUCUGACAAGACAGAUCAUAUUUCUCCCAUGUUAGCUUCUCUCCACUGGCUCCAUGUAAAAUCCAGAGUAAAAUUUAAAAUCCUUCUCCUAGCAUACAAAGUUUUUAAUGAUCAAGCUCUUAAAGACCUCAUACUAUCAUAUUAUCCAAGUAGGACUCUUCACUCUGAGUGCAGGUUUACUUACAGUUCCUAGAGUUUCCAUGCAUUUAUAUGCUACCAGUUCAUGUCACUAACUGUGUGUCUCCUUUUGCCUGUAGUUUGUGCUCUCUCUCUCUCUCUCUCUCUCUUUCUCUCUCGCUUUCUCUCUCUCCCUGUACCUUUCUGCAGGUAUCUCUGGCUCCAGAAUCUUUAGGAUUUGGAUCACUGGGCCCCACUAACCUGUCCAGUGUUUGUUUGUUGUUUAUUGAUACUCUUGUUUUCCCCUCUCCUCUAUCCACUCAGACAGCAGACAGCCCCCCCACCUUGAUCCUGGUUCUGUUGCAGGUUCCUUGUGUUACAGAGUGUUCUGUCUUCCCACUUGCUCAUGCUUGCUCAUGGGGAUUUGCUGGGUUUUUCACUAUAAUACUGUAAGGUGUUGACCUUACUAUGUAAAGUGCCUUGAGAUGACUUUUGCUGUGAUUUGGCACUAUAUAAAUACAACUGAAUUGAAUUAAACAGCGUGGUUUUACAGGUGAUUAUGUGGUGGUAGGCAGAUUUUGUUACCUUUGCACAGAACUGUUUCUCCCUGCUUCUUGUCUUUAUGCAAUGCUAAGUUAACUAGCCUCUGGCUGGGGUGUUGUUUCAUCUCACUUUUGUCAAGAAUAAGUGUAUUCCCCCAAAUGCUGAACUGUUGUUUUAAAUUAUGCCUGAUGAGGUUAAACUUGUGGUCUUGGUUGGCGUUUAGGUGCACAAAUCCUAAAGAAUGAAACAGAAUUUUAAUUCUGAGUCUGAGAGGAAAUGUCACCUGAAAGGCUCCACCCAGGGCAAAUAAUGGCACUGGGGAAUAUAGAUACUAUAGUUAGACAGGUGACUGACACCCUGGCAUGUAUCAAGGCAGAUAGAUGAGAAGUAUCCUGGAAUGUAGUGUAGACAGAUAGUUAGAUUUGCAGAUAAAUGGCUCCAUGGAAUGCUGACAGUAAGACACAUGAAUGCCAUGCUGGGAUGUCGACAGGUAAAUGAAUGACAUUUAGAGCUGCAAACGGGUAGAAAGGUGAAUAACAUCCAACACAGCUUCACGAAGCAAAGGGCGAGCAGGGAUAUAGGAAGAGAGAUGAAUGAUUUCCUGUUAGAAAGUUAAAAUCCCAGACUUUCUUAAUGUUGUUUAAUGUCAUGAUCCUUGCUUAAAUCUGUACUCUCAUGCUAUUUGAGGAACAUGCAUCUCAGUGAAUUCAUCUUUUUCACCCCCAGUACAGACUCAUUCCCUGUCAUUAACAGAAUCAGUAUUGGUUUUGUUGUGUUUUUGGUAAUAAAUAUGGAUAGGUUGUGAUUCCAUAUUGUUUUGAUCUGACUAUAGUUCACAGAGCCUUUUGUUUAUCAGUCCAAUCUCCUGCUGGUGACAGCCAGCAGAUUUAUUCUUGCAGAUAUAUUUACCUACAGUUUAAAUAUAGACACAGAUAUUUGAGUUCCAUGG